Molecule: messenger RNA, 3673 nt
Organism: Morone saxatilis (striped sea-bass)
Lineage: Eukaryota; Metazoa; Chordata; Actinopteri; Moronidae
Product: centrosomal protein of 95 kDa-like
Cellular component (GO): centrosome; spindle pole
Source: RefSeq, a predicted model, not a curated record
AUGAGAGCCGAUAGCUGCUUCUUGCUGAACCCACAACGACACCAAACACUGACCCCAACGCUUCUGGCCAGGGUCGGGGCUCUGGAUUAUACCGGACUGUUGCAGCUAGUCAGUGGGGGUUUGGAGCUCCAGCGGUCCCUCGUCCACAGCUGUUUCAUGGGAACCCAGGAGGGAGAGAGAGAUUGGGUAGAUGUGGCAAAUGAUCUACUCAGCAAGUGUCACAUAAACCUGAGGCUGAGGAAACUGACGGACUGCGAUGCAAAUGUUUUCAUUGCUCUGUAUGAGAACAUCCUGGGGGAGAAAGUUCCAGAUUACAUUGCAGCACCAUGCAGUCAAGAAGAUGACGUACAUAACAUUCAGUCUGUGAUUGACUCACUGUCCCUGGAUUACCUUCAGAUCAGUCUCUCACACAUUACAGGAGAAAAUGUUGUCAGAGGGGACCAAGAGUCUAUCAAGAACCUCCUGGAAAUCUUCGAUGGCCUUCUGGAAUAUCUCAAGGAGGAGAUAAGCGAGGAGUCGCAGAAUGGUGAGGAACUGAAUGACAGUCUCAAUGAGGAUGUGCCUGAUGAAACCAAGGAGCCAACAAGUUGCGAUGCCACAGAGCACAAGAAGACCAAACUGGAUAGAGCGUCUUCGUCUUCCAGUGGAGAGUCUAAUGUCCACUCCAGUAAACAUUCCCUCCAUUCCUGGAACGCUGAGGAGAUGGGAUCAACUAGUGAGCUCAUCGGGCUGGGAGUCUCGGCACGCACAUUCACAGCCAAACAAGAAGACGCAGUCACCACCUCUGGUCCUCUGGACGCCCAGGACGUUCCACUGACUGGACCGCUGCACUCAGCCAUCGCUCUUCAGCCACCCAACCAGAGCAACGCCCCGCACAAACCCGACACAGACCCACACUCACCCAGCCCACCCCCCACUGCUGAUGGCCUCAACCAACGCCACGCAGGGGAGGAAGCCGCUCCGGUCACCACAGAGACCUCUAGGCCGGUAGUGAAGACAGUUGUUACGAAUGGGCUGCAGUCUCCUCCCCUUUUCCAGUCUCCUGCAGUGAGUGAGAAGUCUUUGUCCAGUCAGCAGAGAGCCAGGACAGACGUAGAGGGGGAGGCGCUAGUGCCAACUAACGGAGGUCCCAGAAGGGUUUUAUUCCGCACCCAGCCGGAUGUGCUGUUCCUCACCCUGCAGGAUGAGAUGGCGGCCACAACCCCUUCUCCCCCAGACACUGAAGAGGAAGAGCAAGAUGAGGAGGAUCUGAGUUAUACACGAAGACAACUGGACAGAAGAAUGAGUCACAGAGAAAGGACAGUCCACAGUAGCAGGUUAGAGGAGGAAGGUUUUGAGGAUCCUCUGUCAUAUCGCAGACAGAGGAACAAGCAAGCAGAAGAGGAGCUGCAUCACAUAUCUGAAAAUCUCUCCCAUCGACUUGAGGAACUUGAUCAGAUGCUGAAACGAGUUCUGAGUGAAAGUGGAGACUCCAGUGAAGUCAGAGAAGAGGACAAGCAGUCCCACCACAGUGACAGCAUCAUGGAGUGUCGCAGGACUCUGAGACAGCACACAGUUUCAGGAACAUCCGACGCUGAACCCACCCACCGGACACGCUCCUUAUCCCCCUCCCCUCCACGGGUUCGCCCCUCCCUGCAGGGGCAGUUAGAAGAUGCCAUGGCAGAGGCCUUGAGUCUGGAUGAUGGGAGACAAACCAACCUCACAGCUUCUGAACAUUCGAGGCGAGAAGAGCUACGUCACAGACCGUCUCACAGGAAACAUAGAAAGUAUCGGGAGAGUAAGGCCUAUGAGGAGGAGUUGAAAAGAUAUGAAGACAAAGAACGGGUAGAUCUAGACAAGGCACGCCUCAAAGCUCAGGAAGCCGAGCGACAGUACAGAGAGGCCAUACUGGGGGAUGUUGCCCAAUCGCCCAGACCAUCCCCUGCUAGAACGAAGGUCCAGCAUAGGUCACAACGCAACACACAAAAUACACCUGGUCGUAGAGGGCAGGAGCCCCCCAGGAAAGCUCCAUCAAUGAAGGUGAAGGAGAACGAGCUCCUCCCCGUGCUCCUGGAGGAGUUGCCCCACCUUCACAUCUCCCCCCACGCUCUGGGUCGGAUGUGGGAGCAGCAGAUGCAGCAGGUGGACAGGCUGUAUGCCCUGUCAUCCUCCCAGAGCCAGCGUCGCAGCAAACUCCCCAGCCAGGUGGAGGAAGCCCAGAGGAAACACGACCUGCUGGUGGAGAUAAUCCGCAAAGAACAAGACCACAACAGACGUCUGAGGGACUUCAAAGAGCGCAUCCAGCAGCAGAAGUCGACCCAGAACCGACUGAGAGAACAGAGGCAGCAGGUAGCGCGUGCCAAGAAGUACCACAACGACUACCACGUCCAGCACCGUGCCCGCCUGAUGAGGGCACGCACCAAAGAGGAGAGGAUGUUUCGGCAGCUGUUUGAGGAGGGUUUGGAGCUACAGAAAGUGCGGUUGAGAGAGCAGAGAGCCUGCGCCAGGGAGCAGCGGCUGGAACAUCAGAGACGACACCAGGACCAGAUCAAGUCCAUGGAGAACUACUACAAAGACCAAUUUUCACUACUGGCUGAAAAACUUGCACAAGAGCGGCAGGAUAUCCAAGUUCGGAAAAAAGCUCAAGAAAAGGCUCUUCUGAAGAUGAAGCGAGAGCUGCGAUCCAGGAUGGAGCGUGAGAUUGGUGAACUGCAGAAGAUCAUCAUCCAGAACGACGAGGACGACCAUUUCCAGGAUCUGGAGGUCCAGAGGCUGCGCAAUCGGGUCCAGAUGGCCUCCUUCCAGUACAACACUAGCUAUCUGCACUGAGCAGGAGAGCGAGACAAAGGGCUGUUUUAAGCUCCACUCAGUUAGGACUGGGUUUACAUCAGAGGAACAUGCUGCAAGAACUUUGUUUCUGCUAUUCACAACUAAGGGUACGACAUUCUGGUGGACGAACAGUACUGUCUCCUCGGCAUCUUCCUUCUGAGAUUUGCACAGGAAGAGAACUUCUACAAGUGCUGAUUAUUGAUCAUUAAUGAACUCACCACACUCCGAUAAAAUGUAGCUACAAGCUUAUUUAGCUAACUCUUCCUCUCACCUCAGCUGCUAUACCCGACCUUAAUGACACCUUGGACCAAGUCCCCUUCUUCCAUGGGUUUUAGUACUUGAUACCUAAGAAUGUUUUAGAGUGGCUCCCUCACUGUGCAGUCUUGUGUGCUGAUAUUGUAGCAGACAACUAGUAAAAAUGUUCUUUCCUCUUGCCAAAUAGGGACCACAGAUGCAAAGUUAAUAAGUAUAAUUGUCACACACUGACUGAUUUUUAACUUCCUUCCCCCCUUAAACGUGAGAUGUCUUUCUUCAAUGUUUUAACCAUGCCAGUGGAUUAUUUAUUUUUUUUAACUUUAAUGACAUUUGAUUUUUAAUUAACCUGGUGUUAAUUAGCGUGUGUUUAACAGGGGCGAUGAUAAUCAGUCUUUCAUGACUUUUCCUUUUCCUCAGCUCCAUUGUGAUUGUUUUUAACUCUUACCCAGAACUUAAGACACGGUCGUUUUAAACCAGUACACAAAGGGUCGCAAUGUUAAAACACUGUCUACUGAUAUUGUAUCUAAUGAGCGAAUGCCUGGUCAUCUCUUAAAUGUGCGGGCUCACUCUCCUUGUCACGGUUAAAGGUUUAACUUAUUAACUUAUUGAC